UUCCAUAGCACUUUACAUUGCAAUUCAGUAUGCCGUGCAUGUGCCCUCAGCUUCGUGCCUUGAUGAGCCAUGGCACCGUGUCCAAUCCUUUGUGCCCUUUGUGUUGGAAUCUCGGAGUACAGCUGUAGGGACCUCUCCAACCUUCCAGGGGCUUGACGGGAUGCUGAACGCUUCGCAGUCUUUCUGCGUGGGAGGGAGCUCCCCGCCGAAAGGCUGUAUCUUUUGUUGGACAGAGUGACAAAAAGAGAUCUGGAACAGAAGAUUAGUGAGUUUAUGCAGCUGAUAAGAUCCAGCUUCACCGGAGCUACGUAUCAUUUGGUGGUUAUUUUCAUCGCAGCCCAUGGAAGACAUCCCCACAGCAGCGAACUUCCUGCUAUAUUACCUUCAGAUAUACAGUCUCCUGACUGUGAAGAUGGGUUUGUAGACUUGGACCGACAGCUUUUGUUACCUCUUGACUCCACCAAAAGCCAGAAGCUUAAGGUUUGGCUCGUUGUUGACACAUGCCGGGAUAACCACAGCAUUGGUACUUGGACUGGGAACGAGCAGCCACCGCUCCGACGUUCGCGUUGGAGUUCGCAAACUGACUUCCAUAUCCUCCUUGCCUGUGACCGUGGUCGCUUUGCGAAAGAUGAUCAGUCCUUGGCAGAUUGCCUGAUCCAUUCUCUGGAUGAUCCUGGAAAGGACUUGGAAGAUGCCUCAAAAGAGGCGCAAAGCCGAAUUGAAAACGCUGCGGAAGGCAACGGCCUUGGAGAAAUUCACGUGGCGACUUUUCGGGGGUUCUUUUGCCCAAACCAAAUGCAGAAGCUUUAUGUCUACCUCUGAGAAUGGCUGAGUGGUUGAUGCUGGCCACUGGAGUGCUUGCUGCAACUGUGGUUAUCGUCAUGUUCUGGAUUCUUUUGCAAUAUGUUGACAUGACAUGCACUGUGCGCUCUGGCCGGCACACUUCAGGGUGCCCUGACAAUUCUUGCUUUUGUUCCGACUGCGACCCCUGUAACAUGUAUUUGGCAGACAGGCACGAAUGGCAGUGGCAGCACUUCCAUUGCGACUUCUUUGGGGUGCCGCUGAACCGCUGCUGGCUGGCACUUAUCAUGAAGGUGUGGUGGAUGGGUGCAAGCUCCCGCUUGGGAUGGAUUACUCUUCGACACUCUGGGAGCGACCCAGGGCAACUCCUGCUAGUCGUCAUUGCAUGUGGCCUGAGUGUAGCCUCUGGCAUUUCUUUGCAGCCUGGUUGGCUGUCGCAGAGCACGAAACUAAUCAUGAAUUCUUUGAAGUACAAUAUUAUCAACACCUGUUUGCUCGCUUCAUCGAUUUGCAUUGUGUUCAGAUCGGCUUCGUUGCAGCCGCAGCUAGGAUGUUGCGGUCGAGCAUUUGACAUACUAUCUCGGCAGCUUUUACGAAGUUUUUUUCCUGCUGCUUUGCUUGGGGAGUCUUGUAUCCUGGUUCUUGCGAGGUCCAGGGAAUCCGCGGAGGAAUAUAUCGAACAAGAAAACAAAUUCUAUUUCUUGUACUUGGUGCUUGGUGUGUUCUUUUCGUGGGUCGCGUGGAGGUUGGCCCGCGGAACUUCGCCCAAUUACAACGGCCGUGUCCGUUUGAAACUAAAAGGGGUUGUUUGGCGACUUCUAAUCGUAAAGAUGAUCUGGUGCACGUGCCGCUGCCUACAUUGGCUCCUGACUUGCAAUGACUUGCGUACGCUGCCAGACAAAUACAACCUGUUGAUGAUUCUGGUUGAACGGCUGGCAGCUCUAGAGGUCUUGCAGCUGAUCCAGCGCUUUAUGGUGCUUUAUACUCAACUGGAUCAACUGCCGGUCUUUUGAGCACAAUCUUGCCUUUCAGGUUGCCAAAGACGGUUUGCCCCUGGGCAGCCCCUCCCAGCCUGAAAA
Messenger RNA from Durusdinium trenchii, 1880 nucleotides. The record is from the annotation of a GenBank genome assembly. NCBI's taxonomy places the organism in Eukaryota, Dinophyceae, Suessiales, Symbiodiniaceae.